Messenger RNA from Enterobius vermicularis (human pinworm), 1281 nucleotides. Lineage: Eukaryota; Metazoa; Nematoda; Chromadorea; Rhabditida; Oxyuridae. The record is from the annotation of a GenBank genome assembly.
AUGAUGUGCACACGUGGUAAGGUCGUUCAAGCGCGGCUGAUUUGGACGGGCAACGGUUUUGAAGGACCAUUGCAGAUCCGUUGCGACUGUCAGGGAACUAUCACCGAAAUCGGCAAGGAUGUAGCAAAAGAUGAUGAAGAAGUCGUUGAUUUGGGCAGUAAAGUGCUUUUACCGGGAUUUAUUAAUGCACAUUCGCAUGCAUUUCAUCGACAGAUGCGUGGUCGCAGUCAGAUCGGCGCUUCAGAAGAAGAAAGUUUCUGGAAGUGGCGUGAAGAUAUGUAUGCUACUGUCGAAGAAAUUGAUUUUCAGAAAUUAUAUGAUUAUUCGCUGGCCACUUUUAAAGAAAUGAUAUCCGCAGGCAUCACCAGUGUUGGAGAGUUCCAUUAUGUACAUCAUGGAGAAAAACGAUUUGAACUCGACCAAGCAGUGCUUAAAGCAGCUCAUGAUGCCGGCAUACGUAUCAUCCUUAUAGAUACUCUGUACUAUAGGGGUGGAUUUGACGGAAGGGAAUUGGAGACUGCUCAAAAAAAAUUUGAGGCCAACUUUGACGAAUUUAUCAAGAGUUUCGAAGAUAUUCAGUCAUCUUUACUUGAAAACCAAUAUAGCAUCGUUGCAGCCCAUUCACUACGUGCUGUAUCUCUUGAAGACUGUAAAAAACUGACAAAGUGGAGUGCAGAAGCUCAUAAGCCUAUACAUAUACACGUUGAGGAACAACCCCAAGAAAUUAAAGACUGUUUAGCUUUUACGGGGAAAACACCUAGUGAUUUAAUCCUAUCUCAUCUAGCACCUUUUGGUGCAAACAUAACUGCUGUUCACUGCUCUUUUACUUCACAAAGAAAUAUGAUCUCGCUUGGAAAUGCCUCGAUCAAUGUUUGCAUCUGUCCUCUUACUGAAGGUUUUCUUGGUGAUGGAAUUCCGGAAAUAGUGGAGGAAAGUAGAAUUUGCAUAGGAACUGACUGUAAUAACCGGAUAUCAAUACUUGAAGAAUUGAGAUCAUUGACUUACAGCCAACAUACAAAGCGCAACUGCAGAAGUGUUUUUGGACUUAAUGCAAAAAAGUUAUUGGAAAUAGCGACGAUAAAUGGAGCGCGUUCUUUGGGUCUUCAAGAUAUUGUGGGACAGUUUGAAGUUGGAAAACAGUUUGACUAUGUUGCUUUCAAUUUGAAUUCACCAAGACUAAAGUCACAGCCUUCGGAAUUAUUAGAUGCCAUAAUUUUUGGCGGCGGUAAUGAAGAUAUUUCAGAAGUUUCAGUUUCAGGUGUUGUUGUUUAUAAAAACUAA